Coffea arabica (coffee) is the source of this 1346-nucleotide messenger RNA. The record is from RefSeq and is a predicted model, not a curated record. Lineage: Eukaryota; Viridiplantae; Streptophyta; Magnoliopsida; Gentianales; Rubiaceae.
CUUCGCCAAGAUGGAAAACUGGUUGAUACAUGGUCGAUGGACACUUUUGCUGAAGUCUUUGAUCAGGCUAGUCAGUCUUCCAAAAAGUAUACCAGACACUUGACCUUGAGCCACUUUGGCGGUGGAAUCCCUUAAAGAGAAGCUACUUCCGCAAAUGGAAGAUAUGGUUUGCGAAACCCUUCGCAAAUGGUCAAGUGAGGAAUCAAUUGAAGUGAAAGGAGCAGCGGUUACAAUGACAACCAAUUUUGCUGCAAAACAGAUCUUCAGCGGUGACCUUGAAAAUGCACCGUUGAAUAUUAGUGAAAUGUUCAAGGACUUGGUAGAAGGACUGAUGUCCUUUCCUAUCAACAUCCCUGGGACUGCACAUCACAAAUGUUUACAGAUCCACAAGAAGGUCAGAAAAAUGAUGAAGGAUGUGGUGCAAAAGAGGCUAGCAGCCCCUGAGAGAACUCAGGGAGACUUGCUUGACCACAUCAUCCAAGACAUGGACACCGAGACAUACAUUAAAGAGGAUUUCGUAGUACAGUUGAUGUUUGGCCUGUUAUUUGUCACCUCCGAUUCUAUUUCGACAACAUUAGCUUUGGCAUUCAAGUUGCUUGCUGAACAUCCUGCAGUCUUGGAGGAAUUAACUGCUGAGCACGAAGCGAUCCUUAAAAAGAGGGAGAACUUGAACACCCCACUCACAUGGAAUGAAUACAAAUCUAUGACCUUUACCCUUCAGGUUAUCAAUGAAGUUCUCAGGCUGGGGAACAUUGCACCAGGGUUUUUCCGCAGAGCCCUGAAAGACAUCCCUGUCAAUGCAACAGGAUAUACAAUUCCAGAAGGCUGGGUGAUUAUGAUCGCCACAGCAGCUCUACAUUUGAAUUCCAACCAAUUUGAAGAUCCCCUUGCCUUCAAUCCAUGGCGCUGGAAGAACAUCCAGCCAAGUGUUGUAUCAAAAUGUUUUAUGCCAUUCGGGUCAGGCAUGAAGCAGUGUGCAGGAGCUGAGUACAGCAGGGUGUUGUUGGCUACCUUCCUACAUGUCUUGGUCACAAAAUAUAGAUGGGCUAUGGUCAAGGGAGGAAAGAUCGUCCGAGCUCCUAUCAUAAGGUUUCCUGAUGGAUUUCAUUUCAAAAUCUCAGAGAAGAGCAACUAAUGAACUUUCUUUAUUCAACUCUUCAAUCCUAGGCACUUGCUCAAUAAGCAAGGGCAUCCGGAUCAAUCAAUCCAGUUCCAUUAAAUUCCUGUAAUAAGUUGCCGCUGUAUAGGCUUUCCUUCAAUCAUUACCUUGAUGUACCACGCAAUCUCGUUGAUUAUUGUAAUUAUCGAUCAAAUUUAGAAAUGCUAAAAUUGUUUCCUUUUAGACA